AAUCGGACCGGGACACAGUGGAUUCCGUCUUUAUAUCAGCAUGAGUUAAAACUCAGAUUAGUGCAAGAAGUUGGCAAAAGAACCAAAGUUUACAUGACUGAAAAAACAGCUGCUGUAACGGAUUCAGGAUCCAAAAGUGUUGCUGAAAGAUUAAAACUAACACUUUUCAUAAUCAGUGUUAUAUCAAUGUGGUGAGGGGUGCGCUGUGCUCCAGUCAUGACCUCUGGGAAUGGGAACACUAACAGCACCCAAAACAAUGGAGAGAGUAAACCUGCCCAAGCCAUAGUCAAGUCUCACAUCCUCACCCAUCUCAUAGAAGGCUUCGUUAUCCAAGAGGGUGCAGAGCCUUUCCCUGUGGAACGUCCAUCUUUCUCAAUAGAGAAUCUAAGAAGAUAUACACCAGAUUCAAAGAUGGACAGCCUGUCAACAAAGGAGGUAAAGGGCCAGCAGGAGCCCAUGCUGACCUGUGAAUUAUGCGGCAGGGUAGAUUUUGCCUACAUCUUCAAAAGAUCUAAGAGGUUCUGUUCUACGGUGUGCGCUAAACGUUACAAUGUGGGAUGCACAAAACGAAUGGGUCUGUUCCCGAACCGCAAAACCACCCUGGAGAACAUGAAGAAGCAAAAAGCUGUGAAUGGAAACCACAAAAACACCAUCAUAGACUCUAAAAAGAAGACUGCUCCCUGUGUUCAGAAGCCUGCUGCUGCUCUGCCUACUGCUCACUCAGUCCACCCUGCACAGGAGGAUUCAAAUCAGUGUUCAGAUUUGUCCCUCUACAAAAGACCCCCGUCCCCCGUGUCAGUUCCCCAGCGCCUGCCUGUGACACAAGGCUCUGAGCUGCCACUGCUGCACCAUGGCUUCCUGCCCAGUGAUCCGGGGCAGUGGAACAUAGAGGACGUUUACGAGUUCAUCUCGUCUCUGCCAGGCUGCCUGGAAAUUGCAGAGGAGUUCCGCUCUCAGGAGAUCGACGGGCAGGCCCUGCUGCUGCUGAAGGAGGACCACCUAAUGGGAACCAUGAACAUCAAACUGGGGCCUGCACUCAAGAUUUUUGCUCAGAUCAGCAUGCUCAAAGACUCAUAGUUCUUCUCAUCCAAUACAUACACAGCUCUCAAUGGCAGCUCAGCUAUUACUGCACUAACAGGACGUGCUCAGGAUUCCCCAUGUUAAAUAGUUCUCGGCUGAAUUCAGGUCCCAAGACAAUUUUCAUUGAUGGAUAUUUUGUAACUGUCUUCUGACCAAAUGGCCGUCAGCUCCAACGUAUACACUGAAAACUUCACUGUGCCCUGUGGUUGGGAGGGCUGCUGUGUUACCUAGGCAGUGUAGAAAAAAGUUUGAUUACGAAUACAUUUAGUUUUUUAUAGUGUUUAUUGUACCUUAAGUUUAGCAUUUCAUUUGUUCUGGAGGGUGACUGUGAAGAUUUCAAACGUGUGCCUACUGUUUCAGUAAAAUACACUUUAUUCAA
Molecule: messenger RNA, 1459 nt
Organism: Neolamprologus brichardi
Lineage: Eukaryota; Metazoa; Chordata; Actinopteri; Cichliformes; Cichlidae
Source: RefSeq, a predicted model, not a curated record